AUGGCUUCGUCGGAUGAAGAUGUGGACUACGAUGAGGACGACGGCCCCGAGGAUGCCUUCCAGUCAAUCCGGAUUCCGUUGGGCCACCCACCGGUGCUGUUUGGUCUACCAGGCAGUGAGGAGCUCAUGCGGGAAAUCUUGUCGCACCUGAAGUGGCGAUUCGGGGAGUGUGCCUUUCAGAUGUUCGACAACGGCGAAAUCGGCCCCAAGAUACUGCACACCGUGGCAAAUCAUGAUGUGUUCGUCGUGAUUGCUAGAAAUGAUGCGAUGUCGGAGCUGAAUUUCUCGCUCAUGCGGUUGCUGCUCACGGUGGAUGCCUUGAGAGGAGAGUCCCCGCAUCGCCUCACUGUGGUGAUGCCUUGCCUCGAGUAUGCUCGGCAAGACCGGAAACUGGUGGCGGGAGAGGCGAUUGCACCGAAGCUGUUACUGCGCUGCAUCCGCACAGCAGGUGCCACCCGCGUCCUGACUGUGGACUUGCACAACCAAGCUGAAGCUGCCUUCAGCCCAACUGGCAUGGUCUUAGACGAGUUGAGCUCAGAUGUUUAUUUAGCUGAUUUCAUCAAGCGCAACGUGACAAACUUCGAUGAAGAUCACACUGUCGUUUGUGCCACCAAUGGUGGUGGGAUGAAGUUCACUCGAAGAAUGGCAGAUAUCCUUCGUGUGGGCUUUAUCAUGGCGGACCGCUUCCGACAACAGGGUGGCGGACGAGGAGAUGUCAAAAUCAUCUCGGACUCCGAGUUAAAAGCUGUGUCCACGGUCAUUGUCAUCGAUGACAUGUUUGACACUUGUGGCAAUCUGGUAGAAGUUUGCUCGGCCUUGCAUCUUCUCCUGCCAAAAGCGGAUCUCUACGGAGUUGCUCCCCAUGGCUAUUUUUCUGGAGAUGCGGGUGAAAAGGUCAAGGGAUUGGUGCAAGAUCCUUGGUCCUUGCUUUAUCGCUCGGGGACAGACUGCAACUUGCAAUGGCUGGCGGUCACCAACAGUGUGGAUCAAACAGCUGCUUUGCAGAGGUUGGCAGCGGCAGGGCUUGAAAGCCGCAUCAAAGUUAUCGAGAUUUCCAAGCUGCUGGCAGGUGCAAUCGCGAGACUUCAUUUGGGCGCUCCGGUGAAUGUCUCCAAGUUCAAAAGUUUGGGGCCCAAAGACAUCGAUCCUGUCUUGGCAGAUGCCCCGCAAGCACCCGCAGCUCCGUUGCCAGCAGAUGCCACGCGCCACGCAGAGUUACGGAAGCGCGUCUCCUCUGCGUGA
Messenger RNA from Durusdinium trenchii, 1242 nucleotides. Lineage: Eukaryota; Dinophyceae; Suessiales; Symbiodiniaceae. The record is from the annotation of a GenBank genome assembly.